Molecule: messenger RNA, 3078 nt
Organism: Labrus mixtus (cuckoo wrasse)
Lineage: Eukaryota; Metazoa; Chordata; Actinopteri; Labriformes; Labridae
Product: dynamin-1-like protein
Exons: 19
Coding region: 130-2256 (708 amino acids)
Biological process (GO): mitochondrial fission; mitochondrial fragmentation involved in apoptotic process
Cellular component (GO): mitochondrion; membrane; microtubule
Molecular function (GO): GTP binding; GTPase activity; microtubule binding
Source: RefSeq, a predicted model, not a curated record
AGCUCCCAACACCCCAAGAAGACUGUCGUCCCUGAAGUGGGUGUUGUUGCAAUGGUGGUGUCGGUGGGACAUUGAAUGACUUUGGCUCCAUCACGAAAUUAUCAGUUUUAUUAAUAUUACCCCGUGAGCAUGGAGGCACUUAUCCCAGUCAUAAACAAGCUGCAAGAUGUUUUCAACACAGUGGGAGCGGAUAUCAUACAGCUGCCGCAGAUAGCAGUGGUGGGGACCCAGAGCAGUGGUAAGAGUUCAGUGCUUGAAGCCCUUGUUGGCAGGGACCUGCUCCCCCGUGGGACUGGUAUCGUGACCAGGCGACCUCUCAUCCUCCAACUGGUCCAUGUAGAUCCAGGAGAUGCGAGGAAGAAUGACGAAAGUGGCAGAGAAGGUGAAGAGUGGGGCAAGUUUCUGCACACAAAAAAUCAGAUCUACACAGAUUUUGAUGAAAUCAGGCAGGAAAUUGAAAACGAAACGGAGCGAAUAUCUGGAAAUAAUAAGGGGAUCAGCGAUGACCCAAUUCAUCUGAAGAUAUUCUCCCCUCACGUUGUCAACCUCACGCUGGUGGAUCUGCCAGGAAUCACGAAGGUGCCCGUGGGUGAUCAGCCUAAGGACAUCGAGGUUCAGAUAAAGGAUCUGAUCCUGAAGCACAUCUCCAACCCCAACUGCAUCAUCCUGGCUGUUACCGCCGCGAACACAGACAUGGCCACCUCGGAGGCCCUCAAGGUGGCCCGGGAGGUCGACCCUGACGGCAGGAGGACGCUCGCUGUGGUGACCAAACUAGACCUGAUGGACGCCGGUACCGAUGCGAUGGAUGUUCUGAUGGGCAGAGUGAUUCCUGUCAAACUGGGUCUCAUUGGAGUAGUCAACAGGAGCCAGCUGGACAUCAACAAUAAGAAGACAGUGGCUGACGCAAUCCGUGAUGAGCACGCUUUCCUUCAGAAGAAAUAUCCCUCUCUUGCAACAAGGAAUGGAACCAAAUACCUGGCCAGAACACUUAACAGGUUACUGAUGCAUCAUAUCCGAGACUGUCUCCCUGAGCUGAAGGCACGGAUCAACGUCCUGGCAGCUCAGUACCAGUCCCUGCUCAGCAGCUACGGUGAACCCGUAGAAGACCAAAGUGCCACCUUGCUCCAGCUCAUUACAAAGUUCGCCACAGAAUACUGCAACACCAUCGAGGGCACGGCCAAAUACAUCGAGACGGCAGAGCUGUGCGGUGGAGCCAGAAUUUGUUACAUAUUCCAUGAGACUUUUGGCAGAACGUUGGAGUCUGUGGAUCCUCUGGGAGGACUCAGCACCAUUGACAUCCUAACAGCCAUAAGGAACGCAACAGGCCCACGUCCGUCCCUGUUUGUGCCCGAGAUUUCCUUCGAGCUGCUGGUGAAGAAGCAGGUGAAACGCCUGGAGGAGCCCAGCCUGCGCUGCGUGGAGCUGGUCCACGAGGAGAUGCAGAGGAUCAUCCAGCACUGCAGCAACUACAGCACACAGGAGCUGCAGCGAUUCCCAAAGCUGCACGAAGCCAUUGUGGAGGUGGUCACCUCCCUCCUGAGGAAGAGACUGCCCAUCACCAAUGAGAUGGUGCAUAACUUGGUUGCAAUAGAGCUGGCUUACAUCAACACCAAACAUCCGGACUUUGCUGAUGCCUGUGGGGUCAUGAAUAACAACAUAGAGGAGCAGAGGAGGAACAGGAUGAGGGAGCUGCCCGCUGCAGUGCCCAGGGAUAAGUCGGUUGGCAAAGGCUCGGCUGGCCCGACUGUGGUUUCUGGCGAGCUCCAUGCGUCUGGAGUAGACAUGGACGGUGCCAAGGCCCCAGCAGCAGGGCCUCAGGGUGAGCAGGACAGCACAGGAAACUGGAGGGGGAUGCUGAAGAAAGGGGAGGAUGCCCCCGGCUCGGGACCAGGAAGCCCUCUUAAGGGGGUUGUCAACCUGCUUGAUGUGCCGGUGCCGGUUGCCAGGAAACUGUCAUCACGUGAACAGCGGGACUGUGAGGUCAUUGAACGCCUCAUCAAGUCCUACUUCCUCAUCGUUCGCAAGAAUAUCCAGGACAGUGUUCCGAAGGCAGUGAUGCACUUCCUGGUCAACCACGUGAAGGACAGCCUCCAGAGCGAGCUCGUUGGUCAGCUGUAUAAAUCGGGCCUCCUCAACGAGCUGCUGACUGAAUCAGAGGACAUGGCCCAGCGGCGCAAGGAGUCGGCUGACAUGCUCCAGGCGUUGCAAAGAGCCAGCCAGGUGAUCGCUGAGAUAAGAGAAACACAUCUGUGGUGAAAAAUCAACAAGGAGAGCUGAACCUGAUCUGUUAUCACCUCAUCAUGCCGAGAAGUACGAUGCUCACACACACACACCCACCCCCAUAGUGUUGGAACAAGUUUUAGAAAUGCAAACCAUGAAAAGGCACUGAUCAGAUCCCUGCUAAAAUGAAAAGUAGGUAUUUUAUAUGCACUGGAGCCAGCUGAACACAUGUACGUUGUUUAAGGUUGUUUAUUUACAAUGCUUGUUAAGUCAAUGAAACUGCACUGCCUCUGUUAGACAAUGUUCAAGAUGAGAAGUUAGAAACUGUAGUUGCCUCCAAUGUCUCCUGGAGGAAACAAAGAGUGCAGCCAAAGGCAAAGGUACUUUUGGUUUUUGACAGACUGUGGUUAACCAGAAUGGAAAUGGACUUUGUGUGAAGUGAAAAUGAAAGAUUUGAUGAAAGUUUUGGCAGCUCCACAAAGCAUUCUUCAGAAUGUAAUGGCUCUAGGUUAAAGAGAAUCAGAGAAAUAUGAUGCAACCUUCUCAUUUAGGGUAGCUGUGAUGUGUGGGAAACAUGGGACCUCAGAAGUCGUAGCAGGGAGUAUAAUAGUCCUGUGUACAUACUCCAUCUUUAAUUUUUUGCACUGUUGUCACCACACUGUACUGUAUAGAAAGUCCAUCAUCCGUACACUGAAAUACAAAAGAAUCUUUAUUUAUUAAUGUAAUUUAAGUGUGUGGAUAAUGUAACAAGCACUCAUUUCAUUUUGUUUACAUAUCUCUACCUAUAUGUGAAAUUGAUAGUGCAAUGUGGUUCUCUGUGGAUGGUUCCCAAACGAAUAAAAAGUUAUUUUAAUGCAA